UUGAACCAGCCGGUUCGCGUUUUAUUUUACGCGUAUUGGCAAUAUCAAGAGCACAAUUCAAUAGCGCUGAUCCUAGACCCUAUCAAUGAGAUUGAAGCUUUGAAGAUGAUUCGAAACUCAUGUGUAUUCAAUAAAUUGCUAGUGUUUGUAAGCAAUUGGCGUCGUGAAGAGUCACGUACGAGUUGCCUUUUUCGUCACCCCCAGGUCCGCAGUGUCACAUCAUGGACUUAUUAUGGGCGUUCAUGGCCUUACCACCUAUCUGCGAGAGAAUCAACGAAUCCUCGCCAAAGCCAUCGAAUUCCCCUCGAGCUCUAACGACGUGACGUCGAUUGUGGUUGAUGGUUGGUCGUUCAUCUAUGAGCUUUAUGAAGAGUCUAAAUUACCUUGGGUGUAUGGUGGCGAGUACCAAUCGUUUGCUGGAUGUGUCGAAGGUGUCGUGAAGGCAUGGAUGGCUGUGGGACUCAGGGUAUAUUUUGUCUUUGACGGUUCUGCCCCAGAGCUGAAGAUUCCGACCCUCAUCAGCCGCCUCAAUCGCUCGAUCGUCGAACGGAGCCUUCUUUUCUUCAGAACUUCCGAGAUAGCACGCUCAACUCCCCGCUUUCUGCAUGAAACGCGGAUGAUACCACCACUCGCAUAUCAUGCAUGUCUGCAUGCACUCCGUGAAGUCGCCUCUUCAGCAGAUACUCUGGAAGUGCAUUUCGCAGAUGAAGAAGGCGAUCCUUAUGCCGUCGAACUCGCCGGCAGGCUCGGGGCCUUUGUUGUCGGCAAUGACUCGGAUUUUGUCAUUCUUAAUUCUGGGAAAUAUGCAGGAUAUAUCCAGCUCGAUGACAUGCUGUGGCCAGUGCCUAAAUCCGUUGACGCAGGCUCUGGUGAUGAAGGCAGCGAGUUCCGCACAGUGAGGAAAGCAAAGACAAAAAAGAAAAGCGCUGCUCAACAAGGGACUCGCAGGGGCCUAAUACCCCCAGAGCAUAGCACGGAUCUUACUCUGUCAGUUUUGGUCUACACGCCGGCUGCCUUGGCAUCCCACUUCAAGAUUCCAAUCACAUUAUUACCCUUGCUCGGCGCCCUGGUCGGAAAUGAUUUUUCCAACCAGUCUUCUACACAACGGAACGUGCAAAAUUUAUUUUUCGAGCGUCAGCUAACGUUAUCGCAACGCAUUGCCCGUGUCGGGUCCACGUUAAACGGAAUACUCUCCCCUGCCACUCAGAAACGAAAAGCCAGCCAUCAGGUUGGUUCAGUCAUGGAUUUGAUUGACAGAUCUGUGCAUGCACUCUUAAUCAGACCACCAAGCACCAUGGCCUCUGGAGAAAUAGAUGGCAUCGUUGACCGGAUCGUUAACGCAGCAUUGCAGUACGCGAUUGACAAGUAUGACGGAGAUACGUUUGGGCCGGAUGGUCUUUGGCCUAGCAAAAUUUGUGCACUGCAUCACGCCGAGACUUGCCGCCUGCCGGGACUCUUCUCCCGUGCGCUAUUACUAUCUACCGAUGAUGAAGCAAUCGACGACGACUCAGCGGAGCAUGACACUCAAUUGCUCCAGCUCCAUUCACUCUACAUCUCUGCGUACCGGUCGGGUCACUUGCAACCAAAGCUCAUGGAUAUCUUGAACACCGGCACUUUCUGGCCGAGGUUGUUUUUGGAGAACCCCGAUGCGGAGAAUGUUGCGCGGAGUAUCGGCAGACCUAUCCGAGAGUGGAUCUAUGCCAUUCUGGAAGAUGCCGUGGGGCUGCCGGAAGCUCCCGCGGAAACUGAGGUGGGGCAAUCUGACACAUCUCAGGUGGAUGAGGAAGACGAGGAUGAGCUCAUUGACGUCAUGGAGGAAGAUUCUGAAGACGAUGGGGCAGAUCUCCUUGCCCCAUUGCGUGGUGAGCUCCAAAAACUUCGUUUGUCAGAUGAGGAGUCAGAGAUUCCGGCGUCGACUACAUCCCGAUCCCGGUCGCACCUACCACCGCGGCCAAAAUGUGUCAUGGAAUACGUUAGGCGUGGAACUCGCGUUGCCCCGGAAGGCGUGGUCGUGCCAGAUCUUUCUAGGCUGUUGGUGUCGUCCGCGUUUCACGGAAAUAAUCAAGAAAAUUUUACCCCCCUGCCACUCAGGUCCACAUCGGAGCGGAUGUCAGUCUUUCUGCAUGCCCUCCGUAGCAGUACUGUUGCUCUGGAAGAAUUACCGAGCGAACAACUCAUGUGCGCCCUCGUUUUGCGAUGGGUCGUGCAAAUGAUGCAUCUACGGGCGCUGGGAUCCACGAGUAAGGAACGGGAGAAAGAAAAAUGGACUAGAUCGGAGGCAGGCGCCUUCCUUGCAUUUUACAUGUCAGAAGGGCACGGUCUCGAUUUUUGUACCACGCCUGCACUUGCUGGCUCGGAGCAUAACGCCGGAUCUGAAACCACACCAAUCAGCAGUCGUAGCAUUCAGCUUAUGGCCCAGGUGCUCAUGGCAAUCGAGAGCAUACAUCAUUUGUCCCAAGUUCUAUCGGUAUCAGAACGAGUUCCAGUCCGCGUCCAUACGCUAUCGGGGCAGACGUUCCAUACGUUCCUGGCUCAUAAGGGCUCGAACUGUCGAGUCACACUACCGGUUGGGCUAUGGGAUGCAUGUACGGAGGGGUUAGGUGAUGCCUUCGCAGAAGAACGUCCUGUCAAAGCCAAGAAAUCGAAGAUCAAUGGGAAGCCCAUUGAGCGAACGUCGGUGCAGAAAGCGGCGCGUGUUGGGACGGGCAGCCAGUUUGGACUGUUGGCUGAUCUUCAAAUGUAACUUACUUGUCGACCUCCUGUGUUGUUUGUUGGCAUCGAAAAGAACUGAGAUGAGCUGUAAGUUCUACAGACCAAGAGACUAGUUGGUAGUUGGCAGUGACCAGCAGUGACCUACCUGUGGUCUCCUGUGCUUGAGAGUUUAGCUGUACAAUAACCUGUGUGUUCCAUGAUGCGUUUCUAAUUGCGGAAUUAUGGCUAUUAGCAAAAAUAAUUAAUAAUUUAGUAAGCACAGCAUCCCCGCCCGCAUUGCUUUUUUUCUGG
Suillus clintonianus is the source of this 3003-nucleotide messenger RNA. RefSeq lists its product as uncharacterized. The transcript has 3 exons. The record is from RefSeq and is a predicted model, not a curated record. Bases 233 to 2743 code for a protein of 836 amino acids. Gene Ontology annotation, molecular function: hydrolase activity, acting on ester bonds. NCBI's taxonomy places the organism in Eukaryota, Fungi, Basidiomycota, Agaricomycetes, Boletales, Suillaceae.